Molecule: messenger RNA, 2016 nt
Organism: Nematostella vectensis (starlet sea anemone)
Lineage: Eukaryota; Metazoa; Cnidaria; Anthozoa; Actiniaria; Edwardsiidae
Product: NADPH-dependent pterin aldehyde reductase
Exons: 1
Coding region: 55-765 (236 amino acids)
Cellular component (GO): cytosol
Molecular function (GO): oxidoreductase activity, acting on the CH-OH group of donors, NAD or NADP as acceptor
Source: RefSeq, a predicted model, not a curated record
CCAAGAAAAAAGUACCACAGGCAUACCGUUAACUUCAGAGUUUGACCAUACAACAUGGCGACCUCCAGGGAGCGAGAGGUAGUUGUGAUCACAGGCGUCUCUUACGGUCUCGGUCUCGCCAUGGUCAAAUGGUUCAAUGCUAACGGACACACAGUGAUCGGAUGCGCCCGUUCGCAGGAUAAAAUCGAAAAGAUUAACGAAGAAUUUGCUUCCGGGAAAGAAAAAAGACAAUUCUACGUUGUAGAUAUCUGCAACAAUGAAGCUGUGAAGCAAUGGUCACAGCAAGUUAUGUUAGAUUUCGGUGCUCCAUCCUUAUUGAUAAACAACAGUGGGGUUACAAAUAAAAACGCGAACUUUUGGGAAGUUCCUACAGAGGAAUUUAACAAAGUUGUGGAUAUCAACAUUAAAGGAACAGCUAAUGUUUUGAGACACUUUUUACCGUCUAUGAUCGAGGCAAAGCGAAAAGGUGUCAUUGUGAAUUUUACUUCCGGUUGGGGUCGAUGCGUUGCACCGGAAGUAGCUCCGUACUGUACAACAAAAUGGGCACUGGAGGGUCUGUCCAAAGCUUUAGCAGAGGAGCUUCCAGAGUACCUUACUUGUGUGCCUGUAAACCCUGGAAUUAUCAACACUCCAAUGUUGCAAACAAAUUUUGGUCGUCAGGGUGCUUCAAUGUUUGGCAAUCCAGAGCAGUGGGCAAAAGGAGCCUGCCCAUAUAUACUCUCGAUCAAUCACAGCAUGAACGGUGAGAGUCUCACUUGUGGAUAAACACUAGCUACUUGCCAACUUGGUCAACAUACGGGCCCCUGACCAUAUAGGCCGGUGUUAGACCUUCCUGUGUAGCUGCUUAGACAUUAGCAAAAGCUAAAUUAGGCAAAAUCUAUUUAAGUAUAAGUAAGUAUUAAGUACUUCCUCUGUAUCUGGGGAGCUAAGAAAACCACAGAAGUCACAUGAUUCUAUCUGUGAUAACGAUAUCAUUCCAGCAUAAAACCAUGUUUUGUCCAGAACAUAUCAUUUACAUAAAACAGAAAGAGACACAAUUUAUUUUUCUGGCCAAGAAAAAGCAAGAAGAAAGAAAAAAAGAAGAAAGAAUGAAAUGCCAGCUGUAUAGCACUCAAAAUUGUAGAUGAACCCAGAGCCUUUACGAUGAUAACAUGCUUUCUGUAAAAUGGAAUGGAUAGAGACUGCGGCGAUAUCAGGAAAGACGGAGAUCAAAUCAUGAAAAGGUAGGGUUAACAGUUUUGAAACAAGAAUGUUACUAAAAUACAAGACUCCUGGGAGGAGUCUGGGAGUGAAUAGGUUCGCGGAUCGGCGGAUUCAGCCCCGAAAUGCCCACGGAUUUCGGAUUUUGACGAUUAUUUCAGCGGAUUGCAGAUUUUGGAAAUACGGCGGAUCACGGAUCUGUUGACAAUUUGGGCAAUUUGAUUUUGACUGCUUUGACGGUCGAAUUUCGGAUUUUAAAUUAAUUUCAAUCAGUGCUAUUGUUUAUCUGUCAAACCAUGCGUAUCUAAAAAUAUCUGCAGAUCCACGGAUUUGCCCCGAAAAUGUUGCUGAUCGGCGGAUUUACAUACCCCUAUUCACCCCCCCCCCCACUCCUGGUGAGUGAUGGAUGUAACUGUACCUUAAGAUAUUUUAGGUGUGUAGAAUAUAAGGUUGUGUAAUAUUUUUAGUGAGAAGAGUUUGAUAGGAUGUUGGGCUUGUAAGAUAUUUUUCUGAGGGAGGGAUUUACACCCAUUGAAUACUCUAGUGGUUUGUCCUGAGAAUUUUCUUCAGAAACCUUAAUCAUCACCCUUGACAAUAGGUUUUAUGGGCAUACUGUAUGUAUAUGCACAAGAAAGUGUUAUAUAGAAUUUAAUUUGUAUAAACCUAAUAAUCAAGCUGUAUUAUAAUUUAGAUUUGAACAAAUGGAUCUGUUGGGCAAUGACAUUACAUUGGCAAAGACACUAGAUCACCAUAGGCAACUCAAUAUGUAUUCUUUCUCACCUCGCUGAAUAACGAAUAAAUUAAUUUAUAUAUAUA